Serinus canaria (Common canary) is the source of this 510-nucleotide messenger RNA. RefSeq names its product homeobox protein not2. Gene Ontology annotation, biological process: neuron differentiation; central nervous system development; regulation of DNA-templated transcription. The record is from RefSeq and is a predicted model, not a curated record. Bases 1 to 510 code for a protein of 169 amino acids. The transcript is spliced from 4 exons. Gene Ontology annotation, molecular function: DNA-binding transcription factor activity, RNA polymerase II-specific; DNA binding. Lineage: Eukaryota; Metazoa; Chordata; Aves; Passeriformes; Fringillidae.
AUGCUGCAGAGCCCGGCGUGCCCCCGGCCCGGGCCACCGCCCCCCAAGACCCCGUUCCACAUCGAAGCGCUGCUCGCCCGGGAGCCGCCGCGCCGCGGCCCCGCCGCCCCCGUGAUCGAUAUAGCCAGACCAAAAAUAACCGGUCUGGAGUUGUCUCACUGUGUGGGGACCACCCCGCUGGGUCCUGCUGGGCCCUGGAGGUCGGGGGGGCCCUGCAAGAUGAAGAGAGUGCGCACGGUCUUCAAACCAGAGCAGCUGGAGCGGCUGGAGCAGGAGUUCCUCAAGCAGCAGUACAUGGUGGGCACAGAGAGGGUGGACCUGGCUGCAACUCUGCAUCUCACAGAGACCCAGGUCAAAGUGUGGUUCCAGAACCGGAGGAUCAAGUGGAGGAAGCAGAGCAUGGAGCAGAAGGCGGCAAAGCUGUCCCAGUUCGCGGUGAUCCAGCCUGCGAGCGCCGACUCCACCGACAGCAAGGACCACGAGGAGGACCCCGUGGACGUGGAGCUUUGA